Messenger RNA from Lucilia sericata (common green bottle fly), 2668 nucleotides. RefSeq names its product protein roadkill (gene rdx). The record is from RefSeq and is a predicted model, not a curated record. Gene Ontology annotation, cellular component: cytoplasm; nucleus. Gene Ontology annotation, biological process: regulation of proteolysis; proteasome-mediated ubiquitin-dependent protein catabolic process. NCBI's taxonomy places the organism in Eukaryota, Metazoa, Arthropoda, Insecta, Diptera, Calliphoridae. Gene Ontology annotation, molecular function: ubiquitin protein ligase binding. Bases 169 to 1614 code for a protein of 481 amino acids. The transcript has 8 exons.
CUUAAAUUUAUUGCAAAUUUUGUUCAAAACGUUUUAUGUAACUUGUGUCUUAAGUCCAAUUUUGUUAAAUUUUUUAUUUUUGUUAAUUUUCUUGUUUUUUUUAUUAAUUUAAUGUUAAAAAAUUUAUCGUGUUAAACAUUUUGUGCUUGUGUUUUUUAAGAAAAAUUUAUGCAAUUGUCUUAUUUAUUGUUAAAAUUGUCUUUGGAAUAUUUUAUCAAACUGGAUAACAAUUCGUUAUUGUUGAAAUUAUUAAAUUUAAUGUCUUCGCCAACGUCCGCCUAUUCAUCGCCCUCUUCCUCAUCAUCCUCAUCGGAAUAUUCACCCUCAACAUCUAGUCCCGAGUCUAACUCAUCUUCAUCAUAUUUAAAUUUAAUUAAAGUAGAAUUUGAUCGUAAUAUUAUGGAUUUAGUUUAUCAGCCGAGAUUGCCGGUGAAUGAAUGUCAGGCAAGUCAAACUGCUAGAGUGACAUCUAACCUAAACGCAUCCAGUAGUACAAUGGCGGUUAGUCGCGUACCUUCACCGCCUUUACCGGAAGUAAAUACACCAGUUGCUGAGAACUGGUGUUACACACAGGUGAAAGUGGUUAAAUUUAGUUAUAUGUGGACCAUAAAUAAUUUUAGUUUUUGUCGCGAGGAGAUGGGUGAAGUUUUAAAAUCCUCCACAUUCUCUGCCGGUGCUAAUGACAAAUUAAAAUGGUGUUUACGUGUUAAUCCAAAAGGUUUAGAUGAAGAAAGUAAAGAUUAUUUAUCCUUAUAUUUAUUAUUAGUUUCCUGCAAUAAAUCAGAAGUUAGAGCCAAAUUUAAAUUUUCCAUAUUAAAUGCUAAAAGAGAAGAAACCAAAGCCAUGGAAUCACAGAGAGCAUACCGUUUUGUACAAGGCAAAGAUUGGGGUUUCAAAAAGUUCAUUAGACGAGAUUUCCUAUUGGAUGAAGCCAAUGGUCUACUACCCGAAGAUAAAUUGACAAUAUUCUGUGAAGUUAGUGUUGUGGCCGAUAGUGUUAAUAUUUCUGGUCAAUCAAAUAUUGUACAAUUUAAAGUGCCCGAAUGUAAAUUGAGUGAAGAUUUGGGUAAUCUCUUUGAUAAUGAGAAAUUUAGUGAUGUAACGUUAGCCGUGGGUGGCCGUGAAUUCCAAGCACAUAAAGCUAUACUGGCAGCUCGUAGUGAUGUCUUUGCUGCCAUGUUUGAGCAUGAAAUGGAAGAGCGUAAAUUGAAUCGUGUCGCCAUAACGGAUGUUGAUCAUGAAGUUUUAAAAGAAAUGUUACGUUUUAUUUAUACUGGCAAAGCUCCAAAUUUAGAUAAAAUGGCCGAUGAUCUCUUAGCAGCAGCUGAUAAGUACGCUUUGGAAAAGCUGAAAGUAAUGUGUGAGGAAGCGCUGUGCGUUAAUCUCUCCGUUGAAACAGCAGCUGAAACCUUAAUAUUAGCCGAUCUCCAUAGUGCGGAUCAAUUGAAAGCACAAACGAUAGAUUUUAUUAAUACUCAUGCCACCGAUGUUAUGGAAACACAAGGUUGGCAAAAUAUGAUCACAACACAUUCACAUUUAAUUGCGGAGGCAUUUCGAGCGCUUGCAACACAACAAAUCCCACCGAUCGGACCACCCAGGAAACGUGUAAAAUGAGCUGAAAUUUUAAUAGAAGCAACUCAAACAACAACAACAAAUACAUAGAUAAUCAUCAUUAUAAUAAUAAUAAUAAUAAUAUUAAAAACAACAGCAACAAUAAUUAUUAUAAUAAAAACAACAACAACAAAAAACUAUUCUUACUACUACAACUAUUAUUAUAAUUAUAAAUAUUAUUACAAUUAUUAUUACUAUUAUAACAAUAAUAACUACUAUAACAACAACAACAGCAACAACAACAAUACAAACACAAAUAAUAGUUAUAACUACAACAACAACAACAAAAACAAUUUGAAACAGAUAAAUUUAAUUAAUAAUUUAAACCCCCCAAAAAACACAAAAACUAAUAAUUUUAAUAUUUUGAAAUUUUCUAAAACUUUUCCAUAUUUUUAUGUUAAUUUCUUUAUACAACUAAAGGACAACAACAAAAACUAUAAUUACAACAACAAUAGCAAACUUAUGAUGGCCAACUUAAGCAACAUUUUGUAUUUGAUUGUAAAACAAAUUAUACUUUAAAUGACUUUAAAAUUUCUUUGCUAAAAUAUUUCUAAAAAAAAUGUCUUUUUUAGUUUAAAAAAAACAUGUUGCUUAAGCUUUAGAUUUCAUUAAAAACCCAAAUCCUACUGGACUUACUAUUAUUUUCUUUCUUUUAACACUUUGCUGCUUCUUUCUUUUCUUUUUUUUUUUUUAAUAAAAAAACAACAUGUUUUUCUUAUCUUUAAACUUAUUUUUCUAUAAUUUUAAGAAUAUUUAUUGUUUAUUAUUUUUAUAAUUUAAGUUUUAAUUUUUAUUAUUAUUAUUUUUUUCUUAAUUUAAAUAAUUUUUUUUUUAAUUUUUUUUUUGCCUUUUUGAGUUUGUAUAAAAAAUUUAAUAUUAUUAAUAAUAAUUUUUUAAUUAAUUUAAAUAUCUAUUGGUUUAACCAAAAUAUCUUUAAUUAAUAAUAUUUUAGAAUUUUAUUUACCAACACACAACCCGCCAAUUAAGCGUUAAAUCAAAAUAUUACUUUCUUUCUUUAAAUAAAAUAAAUAUAAAAAAAAAAUUUAACAAAAAAGAA